Panicum virgatum (switchgrass) is the source of this 1088-nucleotide messenger RNA. RefSeq lists its product as uncharacterized. Lineage: Eukaryota; Viridiplantae; Streptophyta; Magnoliopsida; Poales; Poaceae. The transcript has a single exon. The coding region runs from base 192 to 578 and encodes 128 amino acids. The record is from RefSeq and is a predicted model, not a curated record.
ACGCCACCCACGCCGGUUUCCGGCCUCCGGGUUAUAAAGCGCCCCGCGCCGCCGGGGCUCCCACCUCUUGCUUGGUCACCUUGCUUGCUAGCUCGCCAAAGGCGCCGGCCGGGCCGCGCGGCUGAUCGAUCUUGUCUGCUCUUGCCCUCGUUCCUUCCUUCCUCGUGAGCCGACGACCAGCCAAGCCGGCCAUGGGCAACUGCCUCAACGCGGCCUCCAAGCAGAGGCGCGGCGGGCUGCUGCCGGAGGAGGAAGAGAGCUUGUCCGAGAUGCGGAGGAUAAGCCAGCUGCUGCGGGAGGAGGAGGAGGAAGACGACGACUACGUGGCGGAGUACCCGGAGGAGGCCGACGGCCGGGAGGAGGCUCCCCCGGCGGCGGCGGCGGAGGGGCUCAAGGUGAAGGUCGUGCUCACGCGCGCCGAGCUCGAGUGGCUCAUGGCGCAGCUCAAGAGCGGCGACCGCCGCCUCCAGGACGUGCUCCACCACAUGCACGCCGCCAAGCAGCACCCGGGCGGCGAAGCCUGGCGCCCGCGCCUCGAGAGCAUCCUCGAGUGCCAGGAGACCACCCUGGUAACCUGAUGAGAUCCCGGAUCUCUCCUCAUCAGGUUCUUGCUCUCGCUCGUCGCUUGCUUUGCUUGCUUGCUGCCUGUAUGGAUCGAUCGGCCGGCCGUCGAUGGAGUCGUCACGGAGAGGAGGCUUCUUGUGGUUUUUUUUUACAAGGGAGUGGCCUUGUUACAGCCCUGCAAAGAAAGGUUGGAGGGAUGAUGAUGAUCCAUCGGGUGGACUAUACUCAGUAGACUAGUAGAUCUGGUUUCCUCGUGCUGUCCAAUUAGGGUCGUCGUCAAUCUUGUUUCGCUUUUGCCUUUUGCAUGCAUCUGCUUUUAUAUUAUCAUCUAGCAGCUCUCUUUUAAUUUCUUUUGUAAAUAGCGGUGAGAACGAAUGAGAUGGCAUCUAAAGCCCUCUGUCUGCUGUAAUCUACUCUUAACCAGGCCCUCAAUCUGGCCCUUAUUCUAGCUUUGUAGCCGGUAGUUGUGGAGCCGUGAGUAUACCAUCCCCAAAUGAAUUUGGUGUGCAAGAUACUGUUAUAAC